GAAGGAGGCAAGAUGUGAAAAAAGACAGAGCAUGCAGAGUGAAAUGGGAGGGAGAGGCACUGAGGGGAGAAACUGAGGGGGUGUUGAGGAGGAGGGGAGAGUCUGAGGGAAACAACUUAAAGGCGGUGAGAGCAGAAGACAAAAGUACACGGUGAGAGCACACAGAGUGGCAACAAGAGAGACUUGAAAUAUCCACCACCAUCAAACAGAGAUGACGUCACUGUGCAGGAACCUGGCUGUGCUUCUCCUUUUUCUGACCGCCUCGCCUCUCCUCCACUCCCACCUCUUCACCCGUGCUGCCUCCACUUCCCCUCCCGUCACUCGUCCUCGGAUCAUAUACAUGACUGCCAUGGGCUCAGAUGAUAACUAUGAGGAUGACUAUGGGGAUGAGGACCACAACCCCAACCAUACUCCUGAAGUGCAGGACAAAGUGAAGAAUAACUUCCUCCACCAAAGUCCACCACAGCUCUGCCAGUACGACCCCUGCUCGGAGAAUGAGGAGCCCUGCGAAAAGAUUUCAGAAAAGACUGGGUGCCUCUGUCCCGGGGUCAGUGGGGCCGAAGAGCCUCCUCAUGCUCCACGCAUCCAAGUGCUGCAGCCAAUCAGUGAAGGGGAUAACAGAGGGAAGAUAGAGGUGCAGUGGUGUGCUCCAUCUUCUGUGGUGUCUGGGUACAGAGUGGUGAUAGAGGGAAGUGAAGGUCUGGAGUUUGGGGGAGUUUCAAGACGAGGUUUUGUCGGAUCUUUGGUGGUUGGGACUAAAGUGUGUGUGGAGGCGGUGAACAGUGCAGGACACAGCUCCCCCUCAGAGUUCUCCUGUAAGCGGUAUGACCUUCCUGAAUCUUCUGACCAUAAACUGUUGGCUGGGAUCAUAGGAGGAGGAGUCGCCCUCCUUCUACUUCUCAUCAUAGCAGCUGUGAUUUUCUGGCAGCAUCAAAUGCGUAAAAAGGCAAAGAGAGACUCCGCUGAUGGACUUGGUAACCCUUCUUACAGCACAGAGGGGACUCUGUGAUUCGGACUGGUUCAGCACAGAUAAUCCAUCCCAGUCACACUGGACAGGCCCCUGGAGACAGGGAGCACGGCAACGGUGUAAUCAUGAACAAACAGCUCUGGGGUGGAGUUAUAAUUCAUUUAAGAAGUUGUUUACUCUCCUGUUUCAAGGAAUAUGUAAACAUAUUGAGGAAAAGAUGAGCGGUGUUCAUGGAAUAACACUAACAAAUGGGUAAUUCUGUUAUUUUGUGGUUAGAGCUACAGGUUUAUUUGCUGGCAAAUUAACCUUUACAUGUUAGUUGUAGUGUUAUUUUAUCUUAUCAUGGCUGAAUUUAAUUGUAAAUAUAUUUUUAUAGGAUAUAGAUACUGACUUUUGUACUAAACUAUUUUAAUAAAAACUAAAAAAAAA
Messenger RNA from Sebastes umbrosus (honeycomb rockfish), 1396 nucleotides. RefSeq names its product LRRN4 C-terminal-like protein. Lineage: Eukaryota; Metazoa; Chordata; Actinopteri; Perciformes; Sebastidae. Gene Ontology annotation, molecular function: protein binding. The transcript is spliced from 2 exons. The record is from RefSeq and is a predicted model, not a curated record. The coding region runs from base 212 to 1009 and encodes 265 amino acids.